Messenger RNA from Aedes albopictus (Asian tiger mosquito), 3711 nucleotides. RefSeq lists its product as uncharacterized. NCBI's taxonomy places the organism in Eukaryota, Metazoa, Arthropoda, Insecta, Diptera, Culicidae. The record is from RefSeq and is a predicted model, not a curated record. The transcript is spliced from 3 exons. Bases 1 to 3711 code for a protein of 1236 amino acids.
AUGCAAACGUUGCAGAAUGAGCAGAAGUCGAAAGAUGAAGAGCUACAAAUGGAACGGAUCAUGAGAGAGAAGCGCAUCGAGAUGGAUCUAGAGUUCAAGAAAAAACGUAUGGCCAUGGAGAAACAUAUGAGGGACAGAGAGAUGGAAUUGGAGAGGGAGUUGCUUGAACAAUCACUCGCACAGGAAAAGGAGCAUUUAAACCGGAUGAAACUGAUGAGACUUCAGUAUCGAUCUCAAAUGGAUCAAGUCCAGCAGGAGAUAAAACAGUUGAACACAACGUCCGAAGCUGAUGAAACUCCGAAGGCAGUUGAUCGGAAUCCAGCCUUUCUGGGAGAGAGUUCUCGAGCGACUUUCGUCAACGCGGAUGCUACAAAUGUCUCUGUUCGAUCGAACUUGUCAAAGUUUAAGCCACUCGCCCCAAGUAAACAAGGUCAUGAAACCGACAGCGACGAUAGCGAUGAGACGUCUGACAGCGAGUCUUCAGAGGAGGAGUCUGCAGAGGAUGAAUCGGAUUCCGAAGCGGAGAAACCAAGGACGGGACCGUCCAAGGCUCAGCUGGCGGCCAGAAACGGAAUUACGAAAAGGUUACCUAUUUUCACCGGAAAGCCCGAAGAAUGGCCGUUAUUCAUCGGGGCAUUUGAAGCAUCGACGGAAGCAUGUGGUUUCAGCGAAGUCGAAAAUCUUGUCCGCUUGCAAGAGAGCUUAAAAGGGCCGGCUUUAGAAAGCGUGCGUUGCCAACUUCUGUUGCCAAAAUCCGUUCCUCGAGUCAUAAAGAAGUUGCGUCAGAUGUACGGAAGGCCGGAGCAGCUGCUCCAAUGCCACUUGGAGCGGAUUCGGAAGUUGGAUUCACCGAAGGCAGAUAAGCUCGCAAGCUACGUUCCGUUUGGCAACGCCGUAGAGCAACUCUGCGAUCACCUCAAGAUGGCCGGACUAAAGGAGCAUCUAGUAAACCCUCUUCUUCUACAAGAUUUGGUAGACAAGCUACCGUCUGGUGACAAACGCGAAUGGGUUCGAUAUAAGAAGAAGAAGAAGUCUGUGACUCUAUGUACGCUUUCGAAAUUCCUAUCGAAAAUCGUAGCUGAGGCGUGUGAAGCCAACGUUUCGUUAGAGAUCAAACCAGAUCCAAGGGUUUCUGUGUCGACGAAGGCCACCAAAGGGAUAUCGAAGGGAGCCGUGUUCAACCACAGUUCGUUGGAACCUUCCAAUAAAAGCGACGAUGCAAGACGGUCACAAAAGCCGUGUAUAGUGUGCCAACGCAAUGAUCAUCGUCUGAGAUAUUGCGAAGACUUUAAAAAACUGCCUGCGGCCGAUCGCAUCAAGCUAGCGCAGCAAAAAAAGCUUUGCAAGGUAUGCCUCAACGACCACGGGAAUGCUGAGUGUAAAUUCAAGCUACGUUGUAAUGUUGGCGAUUGCCAACAACGCCACAAUCCGCUUCUGCAUCCCCCACAAACGACGUUAGCGAUUAAUGCGCAUGUACGAGUGAACGGUUCAAUUCUUUUCCGUAUGCUACCCGUUUUGCUGCACUGCGGACAAAAGUCUGUGAGCACUCUGGCAUUCCUCGAUGAAGGUGCUUCGGUAACACUGAUUGAGCAGCAUUUGGCAGAUAAAAUUGGCGCAAGCGGCGUGAAUCUCCCAUUAACAAUCAACUGGACUUCAGAUAUUUCCAGAACUGAAAGCGACUCGAUCUGCACAAAUUUAUGGAUUUCAUCCCCUGGAAGCAACGAGAAGAAUUUGCUGAAGACGGUGCAGACGGUUCGUGAGUUGCUUCUUCCUGCACAAUCGCUUGAAUCCCCGGAAAUGGCGAAGCGAUAUGCUUUUCUGCGUGACGUGCCUUUCCUUUCCUAUCAAAGUGGGCGCCCAGGACUAUUGAUCGGGCUAAACAAUAUCCACGUCAUUGCACCUAUCGAAACCAAACUAGGUGGACCGGGAGAACCAAUCGCAGUGAAAUCAAAACUAGGCUGGACCGUGUAUGGUCCACAAACGGGAGAAACUAUAAGCGAAGCCUUUGUGGGUCAUCACGCAGUGAGCAACCAAGCAAUUCAUGAUCUCAUAAAAGUGCAUUAUGCCCUCGAAGAAUCGGCGACAGCUGUACUUCAAGAAUCGAAGGAAGAUCGAAGAGCCCGUGACAUCCUGGAACGGACGACGAAACGCAUAGGAGACCGUUUUGAGACGGGACUUCUAUGGAGAGCUGACGAUAUAGUGUUCCCGAAUAGCUUCCCGAUGGCCCUUCGGCGUUUGGAACAUCUGGAACGACGUUUAGAAAAAACACCUGAAUUGUACGAGAUUGUAAGACAACAAGUGAUCGAAUACCAGAACAAGGGGUACGCGCAUAGAGCAACGGCUGAAGAACUGACCAAAAUGGAUCGUCGCAGGAUGUGGUAUCUGCCCUUGAACGUGGUUCUAAACCCAAAAAAGCCCGGCAAAGUUCGCCUGGUGUGGGAUGCGGCGGCACGCGUCGAUGGCGUUUCUCUAAACUCGCAGCUGCUAAAAGGACCCGACUUGCUGACUGCAUUACCGGAAAUCGUAUGCCGCUUUCGAGAGCGACCGGUUGCCUUUGGUGGAGACAUCAGAGAGAUGUACCACCAAUUGAGGAUACGCGAGGUGGAUAAAUCGGCACAGUUAUUUCUGUUCAGAGCAAACCGUACAGAUGAACCGGCCAUCUACAUAAUGGAUGUUGCCACAUUUGGCGCCACAAGUUCUCCGUGUUCUGCUCAGUUCAUAAAGAACCUGAAUGCUCUUGAAUUCUCCAACGAUUUUCCAAGUGCAGCAGAAGCAAUCAUCAAAAGCCACUAUGUUGAUGAUUAUUUCGACAGCGUGGACUACGUAGAAGAAGCUGUUCAACGAGCGAAGGACGUGGCAUACGUACAUGCAAAAGGAGGAUUCCAAAUCAGAAAUUGGGUGUCCAACUCUGAGGAAGUGCUUCGCAACCUCGGAGAACAGAAAGUCGUGACCAACGUUCGUUUGACGCAGGACAAAAACAUCGAAACCGAACGCAUCCUGGGAAUUGUAUGGAAUCCGACUGAGGACACUUUCUUGUUUUCUGCAAAUCAUCGACCGGAUCUUGAGGCGUUUCUCGAAGGCGACGAAAGACCUACAAAGCGUAUCAUCCUCAGCUGCGUGAUGGGAUUUUUUGACUCCCAAGGUCCACAGUUUUUGUAUCAGCCUGGAGAGAACUGGCCAAUUCAAAAACUUCCACCGGCCAAUAUCGGCGAAGAAAUGCGAGCUCAUUUGCUGUUCCACGACACAGCUAGCCAUGUGGAACCACUGAUUCACGUUCAAAUGAUGUCACGGUGGACUCACAUCGUCAGAGUGACUUCGUACGUGCUAAGGUUCGCUGCAAAUUGUCGUCGCAAGCAAAAGGGCGAACCGAUCUGGACUACGAAAGCAGUUGGGAAUCAUACGAAGUUGUUAAAAUCACAAUGGUCUCACAUCUGCUGGCCGUUACAACAAGAAGAGUUCCAGAAAGCAGAAACAGUGUUGUGGAAGCAGGCUCAACUUGCUGGUUUCCCGGACGAAGUCUGUACGAUGAAGCGAGCACAGAAAGCGAAUCUAACAUCGGCGAAAAUUGAAAGAGGCAGUCUUCUGUAUAAAUUGACUCCCGUUAUGGACGACAAUGGAGUCAUACGUAUGACGUCAUCACAAGCAGAUUGGUUCAACAUUAUCAUGAGCGAUUCGGGCACGCAAACCGCGAAACAGUGUUUAACGAGCUGA